Solea solea (common sole) is the source of this 2851-nucleotide messenger RNA. RefSeq names its product leucine rich repeat containing 14B (gene lrrc14b). Gene Ontology annotation, cellular component: cytoplasm. The coding region runs from base 518 to 2098 and encodes 526 amino acids. Gene Ontology annotation, biological process: negative regulation of apoptotic process; negative regulation of DNA-templated transcription; negative regulation of cell differentiation. The transcript has 3 exons. Lineage: Eukaryota; Metazoa; Chordata; Actinopteri; Pleuronectiformes; Soleidae. The record is from RefSeq and is a predicted model, not a curated record.
UUCAGGUAAGAAACAUCAAAUGUGACUCAGUGAUUUUCACUGCAUAAUAAAAUCAGGCUUUUCACUUUUAUCUUAAGCAAAUCAUUUUCUGUAGAGUCACAUACACUACGUCCUGGAAUGCCAAUUCAGUGGAAAACAUGUGUUCACUUUGUAGUUCAUAACUGUAGCUCAUGCAACCCCCUGUGUGUGGUGUCUCACAAAGAAGUGUUUUGAAUAGUGACCCUCUACCAGCAGCUCUUCCUGUUUAUCUCUAUGGCAAGAGUUGCAAAUAGACACCGUGCCCCACCAGAGGACGUGAGGCAGCUGUUUCUAAAAAUAAACCCAACACACUUACCUACCACGAGACCCUCAUGCCCUGCUCCUGCCUCAGCACAGUAAUCCCUGUCACAGACAAAUUCUCGACAGCCACACAGACUGCAACAAAGGACAUCAACAAAGACAGAGCUGUGUGACAGCAGCUCCCACCGAGAGUCUUUGAUCCAUUUGGACGAACAAGCAAGGCGAAGAACCUGGAAACAUGAAGUCGCUGCGAUUCCUUGCAGCCGAGGGUUUCGUCCAGGGUGGUCCAGCUGCUCUGGAGAACCUCAACUGUUUGUCUUUUAAUCUCUACCCACUCAUCUUUAAGGCUUGCUGCCUGCACGAGCAGGCUGAUCUGCUGCGUGCUCUGGUCCAAACAUGGCCUCUCACUGAGCUCAACCUUCAGAGGCUCCUGGGAAAGACUGUGGACUGUCAGAUGGACCUCACCUCACGCACUUGCCGUCUUUGUCUAGAGGCACUUCUGACCGCCUUAAAGGAUUAUAUCCUGUCACCACCAAGAACGUAUGCCAAGUGCCUCCGUAUGGUGGACCUCACUGGCCUUAAAGACAUCAAGCACCAGGACUGCCCAUGCCAGUCCACCCUGGGUCGAUGGGCAAGAACACAUCUCCUGUCCAAAAUGUGUUAUGAGACCAUGGUGGCCAUCCAAGACAGUGACGUCCCUCAAUCUGCCUUUGAAAUAUCAAUUGAUGUCCUCAUGAAUGGGUUUGUCACAGGUCGCAACUAUGACCUUGUGGUUCAGGCCUUCCUCCUCCGCCGCUACUGUCCACUGAAGCUUCAUUUUGUCAGCUUCAGAGCCGAUUCCCUCACUCUCAAGCAGCUUUUUUAUGUCUUACGCCUAGCAGAACCUGAGUCCAUCACAAAGCUAGAGGUGGUCCACAAUGUUCCCCUGGAGGCCGUACACCUGGAGGUGCUGCUUUCCAGGGUGGAAUUCACUAAACUGCAGUCUCUGACUCUGCCAGCUGGGUCGCUGGAUGUCCGGAGGUUGGCUGCUGAUGAUGAUGUCUUGGGCACCAUCGGCAAACUGCUGGCACAGCUGAGCAGCCUGACAGAGCUCUACGUGGGAUUCUCCACACUCACUGGACACCUGCGCAGACUGCUGAGUCAUCUUAAUACUCCCUUGCAGCGCUUAGAGUUGGCCAACUGCUGCCUGAACCGCUUGGAUAUGACCUACCUGGCCAACAGCCUACACAGUGAGUUCUUGAUCCACCUGGACAUCAGUGGACAUGACAUCUUCAGCUCGUUCUCCACUUAUUUCCACAAACUGCUCAGACGUUGCUCGGGCUCAUUGGCCAGCCUGACGAUCGAGGAAUGCAACAUUGAGGAUGAGCACAUGGACGCCCUCACUGACGCCUUGUCUUGCUGUCAGGUGCUGGAAGAGCUCAAACUGCUGGGAAACCCUCUGACUGCUGCAGCGCUGCGAAGACUAUGCUCCAUGUUAUCUGCUGCUUUUCCUAAGUUAAUGUACAUAGAGGUGCCGGUUCCUCGUGAGUGUUACCCGGAGGACGUUACGUAUCCUCUGGAUGAAUCAGUCUUACUGCAUUACAACAAGGAGUUGUUUCAGGAAGUCAGGGGCCAGUUGAUGGGCAUCCUGGAAAGAGGCGGUAGGGGGGACAUAAAGGUCUGUACCCCACUCACAGGGGCUUUUGAUCCAGACAUAAAUGAAACCAGCAAUGAGCUGGGUAUACUCAUAGUUAAGUCUUUUAACAGUAUCGUUGGAAACUUUAUAGAUACCAUAAGUGAAGUGGACGACAGGAGAUCACAGGCUCAGAAAGAUAAUUAAAAAGCUUUGCGUGCAAUGAUUGAGUGAAUGGACAGAAAAGUGACAUAUUUAUGCAGUCAUACUGCCAGUACAUCAGUCACGAGUGAAUUAACUUAGUGAACUGAAUGUUUGAUGAUAGAUUAACACCAUGCUGUGCUCAUUACAUGCAUUUAUCAACAGAUACGCUUGUCAGUACUUCAGUGAAACUGACAAAAAGUAAUUGGCCUCCAUGUUUAACAGACUUCAGUUUGGAUAUUUGAUUCAACUAUGUAUUUGAAAUAAUAAAACAAAUGAAAAUAGCAUGGACGAAAUUAUGGUACUCUUAAUAUCGUAUAGCACAACUAUUAGCAUCAAUCACUGACAAGUGAUAUCUGUAACUCCCAGUGAGACGUCUGCAUCUGCCAACAGAUAUGCAUCUCUUCCUGAGCAUAAGAUCAGGCCUCAUAGAGGAUAAUUUGAGAAUAGUGUGAUGUUUUUGACAUUCUUGAUUAGUUUCAGCUGCAUGUUGUGGCUCAUUAUCAUUAUCCCAUUGAAGGACCCUUGAAUUACGACUGAUCUUUCCACAUCUGGGCAACAUUUUUUGCUCCAGGAUGCCUACAUAGUCUCAAGAUUUCAUUUUUGCCCUGCACAGAUUUGUGGCAGAGAUAACAAAACAAAGAAUUAAACUUUUUUAUAAGCUGCAAGGGUAUCAACAAAUUUUUCCACAUGUAUACAAAGCUGAAACUGGUGACUAUGGUAGAUACAAGUUUCCAAUAUAAAUAUUUUAUAACCUGU